UACUUCUGAUUUCCGUAGACAGCACCAUUUUAUUUUUGCAUGACCAGCAGUUAACAGAGCUUCACAACUCCUCUUCCAUGGCAUCAACCAUGCCGUUCUCCGCUGGCCUUGUUUCCCUUGGGUUUCCGCCGCCGCAGCACCACAGCUGCAGGCUCCAGCGAUAUCAACGACCGUGCACUCUCAUUUCAUCAGCUAUAAGACAUGGUCAGGUUAAAGCUAUGGCUGGAGUGAGCAUGGAUGGCUUGGCACGGCCUCAAGCCCCGGUUGCAGUGGUCACCGGAGCAUCGAGGGGGAUUGGGCGAGCGAUAGCUGUGGCUCUUGGCAAAGCAGGGUGCAAGGUAGUUGUGAACUAUGCCAAGUCAGGCAUGGAAGCUGAAGAAGUGUGCAGAGAGAUCAUGGAGUCCGGUGGCACUGCCAUCUCCUUUUCAGCCGAUGUCUCCAUUGAAGCCGAGGUUGAAACCAUGAUGAGAGCGGCAAUUGAUACUUGGGGAACGCUGGACGUCCUGGUGAACAAUGCAGGGAUCACGCGAGAUGCUCUGCUAAUGCGGAUGAAGAAGGCGCAGUGGCAGGAAGUAGUGGACGUAAACCUUACCGGUGUUUACCUCUGUGCCCAGGCUGCGGCGGCAGUGAUGAUGAAGAGGAAGAAGGGAAGAAUCAUCAACAUCGCCUCAGUUGCCGGGAUGAUCGGCAACAUUGGCCAGGCCAACUACUGCGCCGCAAAGGCCGGGGUGAUUGGAUUGACCAAGGCCAUGGCCCGGGAAUACGGUGGCAGAAACAUAAAUGUGAAUGCAGUUUCCCCGGGCUGGGUCGCGUCUGACAUGACUGCAAAACUAGGCGACGACAUCGAGCGGAAGGCGCUCGAGACAAUACCAUUAGGACGAUUCGGCAAGCCAGAGGAGAUCGCUGGACUGGUGGAGUUCUUGGCUGUUCAUCCGGCUGCAAGCUACAUGACCGGGCAGGUGCUCCCAGUUGAUGGUGGCCUGUCCAUUUGAGUGCUACUGCAACCGAACCGAAGCGAGCUGUGGAAACGUAAAUUUUCCUAUGAGAAACAAGGUUGUGUCACACACAAUUAAGCUCAACAUAGCUCCAUUCCUUUGCGUCAGGCUUGUAACGUACGGAGUGGCUACUCUUGUGUUCUUUACAGGGAGGUUGGAGAAAGUUGUAGCCUGUAUGGACAUUCAGUAGUAUGUAUUGGCCAUAGCAUAUACUCGAUCAUUUGGUUCAACCGAAAGUGCCACAAAAGAACCAAAGUUAACGAAUGCAUAUCCAAGAUAUAUUGUACAAGUCCGCCAAAUGUUAUGUUUUGGCUGUCCUUUGUCUUUGACGUUUUUAUUUUGCAUCAAAGAGUAUUUGAAUUAGCAUGUUAGGCA
This is a messenger RNA of Triticum aestivum (bread wheat), 1370 nucleotides long. Its product is annotated as 3-oxoacyl-[acyl-carrier-protein] reductase 4. NCBI's taxonomy places the organism in Eukaryota, Viridiplantae, Streptophyta, Magnoliopsida, Poales, Poaceae. Gene Ontology annotation, molecular function: 3-oxoacyl-[acyl-carrier-protein] reductase (NADPH) activity; NAD binding. Bases 78 to 992 code for a protein of 304 amino acids. The record is from RefSeq and is a predicted model, not a curated record. Gene Ontology annotation, biological process: fatty acid biosynthetic process. The transcript has 11 exons.